Daphnia carinata is the source of this 6753-nucleotide messenger RNA. RefSeq names its product CAP-Gly domain-containing linker protein 1-like (gene CLIP-190). Gene Ontology annotation, biological process: cytoplasmic microtubule organization. Gene Ontology annotation, cellular component: microtubule plus-end; nucleus; cytoplasm. The transcript is spliced from 17 exons. The coding region runs from base 425 to 6406 and encodes 1993 amino acids. NCBI's taxonomy places the organism in Eukaryota, Metazoa, Arthropoda, Branchiopoda, Diplostraca, Daphniidae. Gene Ontology annotation, molecular function: microtubule plus-end binding. The record is from RefSeq and is a predicted model, not a curated record.
CUGUCAAAUCAACAUUGAAUUAUUUGUAUUGAAACAUUUUUAUUUUUCUCGUUCCUUUCUUUGACCGACACGUUGUGUGUGUACGUCGUAUUGGCUGGACUGUCUCGUGCCUUUUAAGGGCCUAUUAUGGAUAAGGUGUAAAAGAGGUGUAUACGCUGGAAGAUCAAAUGGCCUUGCGGGCUUUUUUUCUUCGCUUUUCUGACGGUCGUUCGGUUUGGAAACACAUGGAGCCUCUGCCGACGUGAUAUCUCAACAGUCUACCGCCGUCUGUGGCCCCGUCAUGUUGUUAGUCAGACUCAUUCCAUCAGAGUAAAAACACCGACUACCUGUUAAAAGAUCUGGCUGUUACUGCCUAGAUCACCGAACAUCUGCAAGCAGACAACACAACUUCCUAGAAUCAUCACGCAGUGAGUGUCAGUGAGAAAUGAGUGCCCCUGCGCCAGCAAAGCCAAGUGGGAUAAAGCCCCCAACGACUAGAUUGGCUAGGCCAUCUGUUACGUCGAAACCAGCUUCAAAUGGAUCCUCAGGAGAGAAUAUGUCUAGACUGUCCAGUGAAGAUUUGCCCAAAAAAAAGACAGAUAGAAAUGAGGGGCUUGAUGAUGGUGACCUUGAUCGGGUAAGCGACUUACCGUCCUUGCCAGGUAGUCGUAAAACGAGCAAGGAUAUGAUGAGAAAACUCUCGGAUGGUUCUAGUAGUGCUCUUGAUGCGGCUUAUGAAUUGGCACGUCGGCUGAGCGAAGCCGGUGUUCGUCGAAUGUCAGACGCCAAUUUGAUCCUGACGACGGACACGGAUAGUUUCAUUAUAGGCCAAAACGUCUACGUCAAUGGCAUCAAGCCGGGGAAAAUCCAAUUUAUUGGCGAAACGAAGUUCGCUCCUGGCGAGUGGGCCGGCAUUGUGCUGGAUGAUCUUUCCGGCAAAAAUGAUGGUUCGGUUGGCGGAGUUCGUUAUUUCCAGUGCCAGCCGAAAAAAGGUGUUUUCUCACGGUUGGGAAGACUUACCCGUCAACCACUUGAUGCCAUCCAAUUGGCCGCUCUUCAGUCUCAGCAGUCGCAACCACCUGCCGCUAGUGAAAACGGAGAUGAAUCAGUGGCUGGCUCUGCGAGUACUAACGGUACUAAUGGUACUUCGUCUGCAUCACCAGCGGCGACUCCAUCAACUUCAGUUGUCAGUGUUCAAUCGAUUGGCGACCUCCGACUAGGAGAUCGAGUGAUUGUUACCAGCAGUCAGGGUUCUAAGGCUGGUAUACUACGCUAUCUGGGCACAGCCGAGUUUGCAGCUGGCCAGUGGGCUGGUGUGGAGUUGGACGAUCCAUUGGGCAAGAACGACGGAGCUGUGGCCGGCACGAGAUACUUUGACUGUCAACAGCACUACGGUCUCUUCGCUCCUAUACACAAAGUUUCCCGCUCACCGGCCAAUCACAUGCGACGCACAUCAGGUGCCAUGAACACCUCCAUGUCCUCUUCAUUGAGCCAGCCAAGGGUUGGUGGAGCAUCGCGAACGGGUACGAGAAGAGAUUCAGAAUCUGCCAGUGUCACUUCGGUUGCGACUUCACGCGCCAGCACGGCCAUCAGCCGGGUAAGGUCCACUAUCAACAAUCCACGACUGGGCGUCAAUUCCCUAACCAAUUCACCCACUCACCAAUCCAAUCGCCAGAAAACAAGCCGGCCUUCAGUUGGGGGAUCAGCACACACUCACCAGGAUUUGCUGCGAGAAAGAGAUCAACACAUCGAGCAGCUGAUGAAAGAGCGCGAAAUGGAACGGAGUGAAGUGACCCGUGCAGCAGCCCAGGCCGAUGAGGCCGAACACCAAUUAGCCGUGCUCCAGCGUCGAUACAAUUUGGAAAAAGAGGAAUUUACAGCCAAAAUUGCCGAAGUGGAACGUUUGUUAUUGGCAGCCGAAUCGAUUCGAUCAUCGCAAGGAGCCCAAAUUGAUGAUCUGCAAUUCCGGCUAGAGGAAGAAACUAUUCUCCGUGGCGAAAUUGAGGCACAACAAAAAGGAUUAGAUGAUAAAGAAAAGGAAUGGGCUCGGCAGGUGGAACAGCUGGAAACUGAGGCACAACGUUGUUUUGAAGCAGAAGAAUUGGCCGCGCGUUAUAAGGAUGAGUUGGAUGCAUUGCUAGCCAAAAGCCAGCAACAAGAGUCGUCCACCUCUGAGAACGAUCAGUCAGAUGGACGUAUCCGGCAACUGGAGGCUUCUGUUCAGGUCAAAGAAAAUGAGCUCACUCAACUCAAGAAUUCCAUGCAAGAACUGACGAAAUCACUAGAGGCGGAGCAGGUCAAAAACAACGAUACCGAAAAACGUUUCCAGGCUUUGGAAGGAGAGCUACAAAUCGCUAGGACGUUACUCAAUGAGGCAAAGAAUACCGUUGAAACGGAAUGGAAGACCAAAGCGGAAAUCCUUGAGCUCCAAAAUGCUGAAAAUCAAGAACAAUUGGUCAAACUCAACGAAGAGAAAAUGCAAUUCGAAACGCGGCUGAACGAAGCCCAAGCCUUAUUGAGUCGUUCGCAAGACGCCGACAUCUCGGAAUCUCAUGAACUGAAAGCAAAACUUGAGGAAAUGAUACGUCAGUAUGCCGCUAGCCAAGAGCAGGUAUUAAAAUUGAAUGAAGAAAAGAGCCAACUUGAAUUACAGCUGACAGAUUCUUUGGCGACAUCGAAUCAAACGAGGCAUACUGUGGAAACGGAGGUGAACGAAUUAAAGAUGAAAUUAGAUGAGCUGGAACGACAAGCAGCCAAGAGUGAAGAGCAGCUUUUCAGCUUAGACGAGGAAAAAGUGCAGCUUGAAUUACAAUUGGCAAAUGCACAAGCGGCUAUCGCUGAAUCAGAAGAGGCUAAAAGAGCUGAGGUCGAAUCGAAUAAGCAAAAACUGGAAGAAAUUACGAAACGAACUGAAACAUUAGAACGCCUAGGAGCGGAAAGUAGUGAACGAUUGAAACAGGUAGAAGAGGAAAAAAUCAAACUCAAUACAGAAUUGGAAAAAGCUCUCUCAUUACUGGAAGAAUUGAAAGAAACUUCCAAAACAGAAACAGAUACGAGCAGGUUUGAAUUUGAAGAACUGAAAGCUCAAUAUGAUGCCCUGGAAGUUCAACGAACAGAAAUUCAAAUUCAAUUGGCAAAUGUUGAAAAAGAAAAAAUUAAAUCCGAAGACGAAAGGGUUAAACUUGAUGCAGAAUUGCAGUCUGUGAAAGUUUUGUUAGCCGAAUCGAAAGGAACGGCCACAACUGAAAUAGAAGCAACGAAGAAUGAAUUUGCAGAAUUAAAAAUUAAAUAUGGUACGCUAGAACGCCAACUGGAAGAAGUCAAGACGGAACUAGAAAAUCUUCAACGAAAAAAAAUUAAAUCCGAUGAGGAGAAAGCAAAACUGGAGGCAGAAUUGAAAACCGUCCAACUUUCAUUAUCCGAGUACAAAGAAGCUAUGAAAGUAGAGGCAGAAAAGAAACAAGUCGAAUAUGAAGAUCUCAAAGGUAAAUGUGAAAAUUUGGAACGUCAGCAUGCGGAAGUCAAAGUACAAUUGUCCAAUAUUCAAGAAGAGAAGAUUAAAAUUGACGAAGAGAAAUCACGACUUGAUGCCGAACUACAAAUGGCGCAGCUUUCAUUAUCAGAAUCAAUAAAAGCCACUACAACAGAAGCAGAAAAGAAUAAAUGUGCAUUUGAAGAAUUAAAAGCUCAGUGUGAAAUCUUAAAACUCAAAGAAUCAGAAAUGGAAAUUCAACUGGCAAAUCUAAUAGAAGAAAAACGCAAAUCGGAAAUGGAACUGCAAAAAAAAUAUGAAGAGGAACAUGAAAUGUGGAUAAAGAAAUUCGAUGAUUUGGAAAGACAGAAAGCGACAAAUGAGCAGCGUCUGACCCAAAUCGAUGAGGAAAAAUCACGUCUAGAAACGGAAUUGUUGAGGUUAUCCAGCAAAUCCAGCGAUACAUCACAAGAUCUAACCCGUCUUCAUGGCGAAUUGAUGGUCGCCCGCCAAACAUCAGCUGAUUGGCAAUCGCAAGCAUCUAAACUGGAACUGGAAAAAACGAGUCUGGAGCAACUGAAUUCUGCAUUUUCUUCUGAUCUUCAGAACAGCAAAAAAGAGAUUACUGAACUCAUUUCAGUUAAAACAGAAAUCGAACUUCAAUUGGCAAAUCUGAAAGAAGAAAAGAAUAAAUCAGAAAUGGCACUGCAAAAAGUAUGCAAGGAAGAAGUUGAAUCAUGGAAACAGAAAGUCGACGAUUUUGAAAAGCAAAAAACUACCAACGAUCAGCGUCUUGCUCAACUCGAUGAAGAAAAAUCCCGUCUCGAAUCUGAAUUGUUGCAGCUGUCCAGCGUGUCUAGCAAUACUUCUCAAGAUUUGACUCGUCUUCGAGGCGAACUCGUGUCUGCCAACGAAACCUUGGUCGAAUCACAAUCUCAAGUGUCUAAACUGGAACAGGAAAAAUCAAGUCUCGAACAAAUCAAUGCCACUCUUUGUUCCGAUCUCCAGAAUCUAGAAGAGAGAAUAUCUGAACUGUCUUUAGCCAAAAUAGAACUCGAACGGCAAAUAAAGGAAGAGAACCAAAGUCUGAAGGAUUUCCAAGCCCAAUAUGAAAAGGAUAAGUCAGAAUGGGAUCGGUUGAGUAAGGAACUCCAUGAAAACAUGCAAAGUAAAACUAAGGAAAUCACUACUCUAACUGCAGUCCUAGAACAAUUAAAAACCCAACUUCAAAAUGCUAAUGAAUCUUUGGUCGAAAUGGAAGCUCAAUCGCUGAAUGAAAAAUCUGAAUGGGAAAAAACGAAUAGCGCGUUAGUUUCCGAUCUGACCAGCAAAGAGAAGCAUGUCACCGAUCUAAUUUCGGUUAAUGAAAAAUAUGAAAGCGAAUUGAAUAUUGCCAAAGAAGAGUGCAGUCGAAUGAAGCAAUUACUACAGAGCCUUGAAGCUCAUCAACAGGAAUCUUUGGGUGGAAUGGCUGAACUUCAAAAAUCCAUCGCCGUUCUAGAAGUAGAGAAAUCAAAUUGGCUGGCUGAGAAACUUCGACUGGAAGGAUCCAUUGCCCAGUUUGAGACGCGGCUCUCCAGUUUAUCAAAUGAAAAGGAGAAAUCUGAUCGCACAAUUCAGGAACGUGACAACCGAUUGGCCAAGUUGACGGAAGAGGUGACGCUCUUGCAACAGAAAUUUACAGCUCAUAUUGCAGAACUGGAACAAAAGCUGAAGGAGAACCGGAAAACGGAAGAAACGGAACAGGAGCUACAGGCAGCGUUGGUUGAAGCCAGAGCUCGCGCAGACGAAAUUCAAAGCGCUCUGGAGGAAAGUCAGAAAAAUGAAAAAGAACUGCUGAAGGUACGCGAACAGCUGAUUUCAGCCAACAAGUUGCACGAAGAGUUUGUCGAGCAAAAUCAAAAAGAAAAGAACGAACUCAAGCAGCGCAUGGAAGAACUCGCUGCUGCAAAAGAGUCUAUGCAACUUCGAGAACUGAAGCUACAAGAAGAGCUAACUUUGUUAAAACGACAAGUUGAUGAACAGACCAGUAGAUUGAAGGGUCAGCUCGAUGACACCAAGAAAGAAGCUGAGAUUACUCUCCAGCUGUUCCAGGAUUUGGAAGAUGCCAACAAACGGAUCAAAGAGUUGCAAUCCAAUUUGGAGGAAAAUGACCAAAAGCUGAUAGAACUGCAGGAAGUAUCUCUACAAGUCAAAAGUUUGGAGGACACACUUGCCCUUAAGACGAUUGAGUUGAAGGAAGAGAUGGAGGACCGUGACAAAGCUGAAGACAGAGUUCUGAGAUUGACGGAAUGCUUAGCCGUAAAAGAAAAAGAGCUCGAGGCCUUACGGCUGGAGGCUGUUAGCUUAAAGAAAUCCACCACCGAAGUUUCACACCUGUUAACAGCAUUUUCGACCGUAGACCGGGAAAAGAAGCAACUAGAAGCCAAAGUAGUGGAAUUACAAGUGGCUGCUGCUGCGGCUUCUCGAGGUGCCGGAGCUGAUGCCGCUGAUACCGAUGUUCGAAUCAAGAAACUGAUGGAGGAUUACGAAUACAAGGAACAAGAAAUUAAGUUCCUCAAUUCCGUGAUUGUGGAUAUGCAAAGGAAAGUGGAGGAUCUCAAUGUCAAACUAGAAAUUAGCCAAGCAACGUUGUUAGGGCAGAAUGUGCUGACACCAGAAAAUAAUCGGAAUGGUGUUAAAAGUGAAGCCAAAGUCCCAAGAUUGUUCUGUGACAUUUGCGACCUGUUUGAUUUGCAUGACACGGAAGAUUGUCCUACGCAAGCAUCCGAGGAUUUCGAAAUCUCGCCACCUUUCUUGAAUCAACGACCUUCCGCCACCUUCAACCAAAAUUCACCCAACCAUAACCAACAUUCACAUCAUGGAGGGACUAGGGGAGCUACGCGACCUUAUUGUGAUAAUUGUGAAGUAUUUGGCCAUCAGACCAAGGACUGCAUAGAAGAAGCAACCUUUUAAGUGGGGCAAUUGUUUGUUUUUUGUUUUGUUUUUUGAACACUUGUUGUCAUCCUAUCGCAGGUGCCAAUUUCUACAAAUAGGUUUUUCUCCUCCACUUACCUGUGCCUUCGCGUAACGGUGGUUCCUUCACCGAACAAGAUCUGCUUUAAUAAGAAAUAUAUUAGCUACUCAUAGAUUUAUGCAAAACCGUGUAUUUAAACGAUGCUUCCAUGUGUUUAUUUGUGAAUUAUUAGUUUUCUAUUCUAAGCCCUCUCGCUUUUCUCGUACGGCGUCCUACAUAAAGAAAUUUUUUAUAUUGUUAUUAUGCUGUUUGUUCUUAGACUUGAAUACAAAAAUAUUACGCGAAA